Molecule: messenger RNA, 1152 nt
Organism: Colletotrichum karsti
Lineage: Eukaryota; Fungi; Ascomycota; Sordariomycetes; Glomerellales; Glomerellaceae
Exons: 2
Coding region: 1-1152 (383 amino acids)
Source: RefSeq, a predicted model, not a curated record
AUGCCCGAUAUCAACACCGUUCCCGUCUCACCGCACCCUUUGAGCGGCUCUCGGCGCUCUUCCUCCCACCAGAUGCCGCCUCCUCCCGCCCCGGCGUCCUCCGAGUCGCCGUCUCUGAACAUCCUCCCAUCGAACCAGAAUACCGUCAACAACCCCAAUGCCUCGAACCCCUCCCUCCCGUCUCCGACCUUGGCCACCGCGUCGGUUGCUUCCCCCCAGCCCGCUCCCGAACCUAGCAUCUCCGGCCCGGGACCCGUCCGCCACCCACGACCCAUAACAGCCUCCGACCUCCAUAUGCAACUCGAGAAGGAACAAGAGGCAGUGGUCAACCGUCUGUCUCGCGAACUUUCGAUCCUCCGCGCCGCACAGAAUGCCUCGGUCGUCUCCAAUGCCUCAUCGGCAUCCGCCGCCGAACCCCCGACCGAUACACACCUCCUCUCCGGUGCCGCCUUCUCCACCCCGGCCGUGCCCUCCAACAGCUCCCGCCGACACCACCGCACCGGCUCCAACGUCAGCACGCGCAGCCAGACCGCCAUCGCGGGCUCGGCAGCGGCAUCCACGGCAUCAAUACCGAUUGCUCGACCACCGAACCCCGCCCGCCAGGACAGCAUCGCCUCACGCCACAGCCUGUCGUCCUCGCCCGCGCUGUCCCAGCAGCACCUGGAUCCCCACGCGGGCGGUAUGACGUAUUUCCAACAGCAGCGUGUACCGCACCAGCAGACGGGGAGCACCUCGGUCGCUGCCACACCCGGAGGAAGCGAGUCGCAGCUGUCGCCGGGUCUGAUGCCCGCCACGACGAGAUACGAGGAGACGGCGCUCCACCGGCAGGAGCUGGAGACCGCGAAGAGGGAGAACGAGGCGCUCAAGCAGCGUAUUCGCGAGUUGGAGAGCACUCUCCGGGAGAAGAAGGGCACAGCCACCCGCGACAGGAGCGAGAGCUUCAGCAGCGUUACCACCGGCGGAGGCGGCGGCGCUGGCGUGGGUCUGCCACCAGUCAGCGGGGCUGCUGUGGCUGCUCGGAGAGAGCGCCCUGGCGGCGAGAGGGAGCGUUCGUCGACUACGAUGAGCGUCGCUAGCAGCGUCGCUGUCGGUGUUCCGGAGGAGGAGGUCAAGGUUGGAGAGAGUGCUGCCAGCACGGGGCUGAACCCGUGA